AUAUAAAACUUUAUGCUUCGGAAGAGACUCGCUUGUAUCGUAUUUGUUACCUACGAAGACGUUGUGAUUAAGUUAAUUUUAGUUUUUUCGGACAAGAUGGGAUCUAAAUUAUUUAUUGUUUUUCUCGGAAUCGUGUGUUUUGCGUCGGCCGCUAUACCACCGUAUAUUAAAGUGUGCAAGUCGUCAGAAGCCAAUCUCGCAAGCUGUAUCAUCGAAUCUGUCAAUUUACUAAAACCCACACUUAAAGAAGGAAUCCCCGAACUGAAUGUGCCCCCUAUUGAACCUCUCCUUCUUGACGAAGUCAAACUGCGAAGUGGCCCCAGUUCGGCCAAAAUCAACGCCAACAUCACCAACAUCAAAGUAUGGGGGCCUUCGACAUUCGAAAUCCUCGAAUUGAAGCCAAAUUUGCCCAAAGCCAAAUUUGCAUUCAAAGUCAGAAUUCCGUCGUUGCACUUCGAAGGCGAUUACGACAUUGACAUGAGAAUCCUCGUUUUGGAAUAUAAGGGAGUUGGACCAAUUACAGGCAAUUUUACAAAUUACAGUUUUGACUGCAUUUUGAAAGGAAAUCGAAUCCAGAAAGACGGAGAAGAGUAUUUGAAAUUUGAUAAAAUGCGUUUGAGGUUGAAUAUUGGUCAUUCGAGGAUUACUUUAGGAAAUUUGUUUAGAGAUGACCCAAUUAUUGGCAGAGCGACCAAUGAUGUUAUUAAUGACAACACUGAUUUGUUUAUUAACGAAAUUAAACCAGUUUUAGAAAAUUCGCUCGCUGAGAAAUUCACAGACAUUGCGAAUAAAAUUACGUUGAAAUUUACGUACAAGGAAUUGUUUCCUUGAACGUUGUAGAAGUGAGAACUAAAUGUUGUUGUAAGAUUUGUAUUGCAUUUAUUAUACUUUUUUGUUAA
Molecule: messenger RNA, 899 nt
Organism: Tribolium madens (black flour beetle)
Lineage: Eukaryota; Metazoa; Arthropoda; Insecta; Coleoptera; Tenebrionidae
Product: protein takeout-like
Exons: 4
Coding region: 13-831 (272 amino acids)
Source: RefSeq, a predicted model, not a curated record